UGAACGAGCGAGAGACGGUGGAGUUAAUGUUUGAUAUUUUGCAUUGCUCAGUCUAUCUCUACUGUCAGUGUAUAACAAAUUGAGUUCGCUCCGCAUCGCAAAGUACGAAAAAUGGCUAGCAAUACCCAAGGAAUUCAACAAUUGUUGGCUGCCGAAAAGAAGGCCGCCGAUAAAGUCGGAGAUGCACGUAAACGUAAGGCACGUCGUUUGAAGCAAGCCAAGGAUGAGGCAACAGAAGAAAUUGAGAAGUACCGCGCUGAACGUGAGAAGCAAUUCAAAGAAUUCGAAGCCAAGCAUAUGGGUUCACGCGAAGGAGUUGCCAGCAAAAUUGACGCUGAUACCCAGGUCAAGCUUCAGGAAAUGAUUCGUCAAUUGGGAACAACAAAAGAGCCAGUCUUGCAGGCUGUGUUGGACUACGUGUAUGAUAUCGCCGUCGAAAGGCACAAAAACUACCAUGAUGAUCUUUAAGUUGAACGAUUUUCGCGCGCCCCCAAAAAAUCAUCUGCUGCCAAAACGUUUUCAAUGUUAUUACAGCUCAAUGUAUGCGGUUUAUUUUCAAUUACUCGCACAUAUUAUGUCAUCAUUAGUGAAAAUUACGCCCCAGAAAUUUUCAAUUCGAGCGAAUUCAUUUUGGUGUUUACAAGUUGUAUUACUUAAAAUUAUUAGCUCGUUCUUUUUCUUCUUUUGUUCAAUCGAAACUUUUAUGUUUUUUUUUCUUCUGUUGUAUUAACAUUCCAAAUUAAUUAGAUAGAACCAUUGAUAUGCAACAGCAGCUCAUUCCAAGGCUCACAAUUAUUCAAAUUGAAUGAGUUUGUGUAGAACACAUUUCUUCUUAAUAGAUUUAUAAAUUGUAAAUACAUACGAGAAAAGAAACCGAAGUAUUAAAUUCACUGAUAAAAUCUCA
Sitodiplosis mosellana (orange wheat blossom midge) is the source of this 904-nucleotide messenger RNA. Its product is annotated as V-type proton ATPase subunit G-like. The transcript has 3 exons. Gene Ontology annotation, cellular component: vacuolar proton-transporting V-type ATPase complex. The record is from RefSeq and is a predicted model, not a curated record. Lineage: Eukaryota; Metazoa; Arthropoda; Insecta; Diptera; Cecidomyiidae. Gene Ontology annotation, biological process: proton transmembrane transport. Gene Ontology annotation, molecular function: proton-transporting ATPase activity, rotational mechanism. The coding region runs from base 112 to 468 and encodes 118 amino acids.